AGUCAAUAUUAGCUGUUGUAUCUGCUGCAGCUUUGCGCCAGGCUUGGUAGGAAACUAACACAGCAAGAGAAUGGCUUCUGAAACUUGGAAGUAGUGUCUGCUCUUCUCUCUGGAAUAAUUGCAUUGGUACUGUAGCUUCAGCUGUAUUUCUUCAUGAAUGGCGUGUAUUUGCCUCCUCUUCCUCCAACAAGAAAUCGCUGGAUUGUGUUCCUGUGUAGGGAAGAAAUCUGAUAGGAAUUAUCAUUGUUAAUGGUUGAUCUAUAGUAAAGAAACCUGCUUGAGGCUGUAUCUCUUGCUACAAAUCCUCUUGCAAGAAGCUGAAAAGAAAAUGUGUGGGGGUACACCAAAGGCUACAAAUGCAGGGGAACAAAUAGAAAGAGCAAGAAACAACAGUGAUGUACCGCUUGGAAGUGAUUUCUCUUGUACCAAAUUAGAUGAAAGGAUUAGAAAAUCUCUGAGAGACAGAAGUGUCAGCUGUGUGAGCAGAGUGACUAGGCUGCUGCAAAACAGCUGGUCCUCAUCAGAGUUUGACUUGAAUGAAAUUCGUCUGAUAGUUUACCAGGACUGUGAGAGAAGAGGCAGACAGGUCUUAUUUGAUUCCAAAGCAGUCCGCAAAAUUGAUGAAGCUGUGAUUCAGAAAAUGGCAGAGGAUGCUCCUGUAAAGACUUCUGUCAGGACCUGUCAAGCAAGCAGUGGGAACAACAGUAUUUCUUCCCAUAAUCUCUCAAUAAGUGUUACACAAAAUGUCAAAGAGCAAAUACCAAAGUAUCAGUACACCAGACCAGCUUCUGACGUCAAUAUGCUGGGAGAAAUGAUGUUUGGCUCAGUGGCAAUGAGUUACAAAGGCUCCACCUUGAAAAUUCACUACAUACGCUCUCCCCCACAGCUGAUGAUAAGUAAAGUCUUCUCAGCCAGGGUAGGAAGCUUCAGUGGAAGCAACAACAACCUACAGGAUAGCUUUGAAUACAUUAACCAAGAUCCCAGCCUUGGAAAGCUGAGCUCUAAUCAGAAUGGCUUGGGUACCUGUCGCAGUGGAAGUAAUUUAGGUGUGUUACAGCUGUGUAGCAGCAAACUGCUGCAGGGUGUGUCUGAAGGAGGUCCCCUCCGGCUCAUCCGCAGUGCUUCUUUCUUUGCAGCUCAUAGUACACCUGUCGAUAUGCCCAGCAGAGGACAAAAUGAGGACAGAGACAGUGGCAUUGCUCGGUCAGCAUCUCUGAGCAGUCUUCUGGUUACUCCUUUUCCAUCUCCAAGCUCUUCAUCAUCAUCUUCUAGCAGCUAUCAGCGUCGUUGGCUCCGAAGCCAGACAACCAGUUUAGAGAAUGGAAUUAUUCCAAGAUGGUGAGUUACACUAGAAGAAUAGUUAGUUAUGCGUGAUGAGAGCUGCAGCUCCAAUCCUGCAAUGGUCCGGAGGAAAAAAAUUGCCAUCAGCAUAAUCUUCUCUCUGCCUGAAAAAGAAGAUGCUCAGAGGAACUUCCAAGAUUUCUUUUUCUCUCACUUCCCUCUUUUUGAAUCCCACAUGAACAAACUGAAGUAUGCAAUAGAAAAGGCCAUGAUCUCAUGUAGAAAAAUAGCAGAAUCCAGCCAGAGAGUGCAGGUUUAUAUCAGCCGUGUCAUGGAUGCCCUGGGAGAAUUCAGAAUUACCAUCUGGAACCUAUAUUCUGUUCCACGGAUUGCAGAGCCAGUGUGGCUUAAUAUGAUGUCCAGUACCCUGGAAAAGAACCAGCUAUGCCAGCGUUUUCUUAAAGAAUUUACAUUUCUGAUUGAACAGAUCAACAAAAAUCAGUUCUUUGCUGCUUUGUUAACUGCAGUGCUGACAUACCAUCUGGCUUGGGUCCCAACAGUAAUGCCAGUUGACCAUCCUCCUAUAAAGGCCUUCUCUGAGAAGCGUACUUCGCACUUUGUGAACAUGCUGGCAAAAUCCCAUCCAUAUAACCCUCUUUGGGCACAGCUUGGUGAUCUCUAUGGUGCCAUAGGCUCUCCAGUUAGAUUGACUCGAACUGUUGUUGUUGGGAAGCGUAAAGAGUUGGUACAGCGCUUGCUCUAUGUUCUAACUUACUUCAUUCGGUGCUCUGAGCUACAGGAAAAUCAGCUGACAUGGAGCGAGGCAGUUGGAGAAGAAGAACAAGUGCUAAAUGGAAGCAAGAUAACAACUGCACUAGAAAAAGGGGAGAUAGAAGAGUCUGACUAUGUCGUCGUCACUGUCAAAAAUGAACCUGCUCUUGUGCCUCCAAUCCUACCUCCAAAAAAUGAUCGAAGUAAGAACCAUACUAUUGCAGAGUGGGUAUAUAACCCAAAAGGCACUUACCCUGUGCCAGCCUCUUCAAAAGAAAAGAAAGAAACAAUAGGAAAAGUCAGUCAGAAUUCUGAAACAUCUGUCGACUGUCUAACUAGCACUUUACAUAAAGGAGCAACUGACAGUGGGAAAAGAACUGUCACUGAUACAGGAGCUGUGCCCUACCACUUUGAAGAACCAUCUAAUUUGGAGGAUUUAACAGAUGUGAGGAAGAACAAAAAGCAGAAUGAUAGAAAAGUGGAAAAGCAGUUGUCUAGUAGGUCGUCUGCCUUACCUUGUCCUGAAAGGUCUGGCCACAGGAGUUCACAUUUAGAAAAGGUCACCUUUCGGAUUGGAAGCUCUGCAUCACCGGAGUCAGACUUAGAAACUCGAAGGAGAGAAAUGGAAGAGAAUCUGAAGGUAUUGAGAGAAAAUCCAGAGGUAAUACACUGUGCCUCAAGUUCUACAAAUCUGACUGUGGAUGCUUCCCAGAAUCAAAAAGAAAGCUGUGAAGCUGCCUCUUUGCCAUACAGUAAGCAUAGUAUUUGUUACGCACAGAUCUCAUCUUGUGAGGGGCAGGGGAGUAUGCUUAAUAACCAACGUAUGGAAAAUACAGGAACUGAAGUAAAUUCAGAGAACACAGUUCCAGGUGAACUACUUUUGUCAGUUGAUAACGUAGAAACUGUAACAUUGCCAAGCAUAAAAGAAACUAGAACUUCAUGCUCUGGCAAUCUGGAGGGCUAUUCACCUGGCUGUGUAGAAGUAGAUUCUGCUGUCAAAAAAGAGUCCCUUAAACUAGGUGCUAAAGAUGUCCCCUGUGGGGAUGCUAGAAGAAAAACCCCUUUCAGAGUUGAGGGGGACAUUCCAAGGAAUGAGAGUUCAGACAGUGCUCUUGGAGCCAGCGAUGAAGAAGGUGAUUGCUGUAUUCCUGAUGAAGUGCGUCACGAUAACGUCAGCAAGCGACUUGAAGAGUUUGCAGAAGUGGAACUUCCUUUACCAAGAUCAAACACAGUCAGCAGACAGUGUGUGAAAAACUUCGGCAGAUCGCUUCUAGGUGGUUACUGUCAUACAUAUGUGCCUGAUCUAGUGCUGCAUGGAGUAAAUAAUGAUGAAAAACUUAAGCAGUGUCUACUAGCAGACCUACUUCAUGCAAUGCAUCAUCCAGUGCUAGAUGAACCAAUAGCAGAAGCUGUCUGUAUUAUUGCAGACACAGAUAAAUGGAAUGUACAAGUAGCUACGAGCCAGAGAAAAAUGAUGGACAAUAUGAAGUUAGGCAAAGAUGUCUUGGUGUCAAGUCAAGUAUCCAGUUUACUGCAGUCUAUUUUACAGCUUUAUAAACUCAACCUCCCAGCUGACUUUUGCAUAAUGCAUCUUGAGGAUAGACUACAAGAGAUGUAUCUCAAAAGCAAGAUGCUUUCGGAAUAUCUGCGAGGACAUACAAGAGUGCACAUAAAAGAACUAGGAAUUGUAUUAGGGAUUGAAUCCAAUGACUUGCCUUUGUUGGCUGCUAUAGCAAGUACUCAUUCCCCAUAUGUUGCUCAGAUACUCUUAUAAAUUAAAAUCUCAGGAUAGUCAUUCCCUUAAAAUAAAGAAUACGGGCAUGUUGGAAGAGGAACAGAGGUGCCAAACACUGGUAAAUGGGAACACUGAGAAAAGCAGAUAACUGUAUCUUCUACCACUUUCCAUUCCAAUUUCAGCUGGAUGUUUGGUUGGAGGACAUCAGUUUACAUAACAUAAAAGGCAUUCAGGUGUUUCUUAUAAUCUCUCUUCUGACUUAGUGACUGCAUCCUUGCAUUUUGUUUUUAAUCAAAGGACAAAAGCUAACACUAUGUGGCAGACUGUGAGCUGCCAUCCAAAACGCUGCUCAAAACCAUGAAGUAACAGUUAAAGAACAAGUGGGCUGGAAAGGAUUUCAUCACACUGUACUUCUGAGUGUGGUGUGGUGUAUGUUUCUUUGCUGGGGAGGAAAAGCUGUAAACUAUGUAUAUAGCAUUCCUAUACGCAAGUAUAUUGAUGGAACAUGAUUUUCCUGCAGAGCAUAAGCAUGAUUUUAUAUAGUAAAAGUGACCAGCUCAGAAAAGGAAUCUGUUUUUAGCAGCCAAAUGUUAUCUGGAAAUAGUGGUGUGUGUGAGGUGAUGUGACUUUUUCCUUGAAGGACAAGAAAUGAAGAAAGCUCCCACUGCUUCUCUUUUAAUGAGGCAUUCAAAUGGCUUAUGACUAGAAGUAAUUCUACCCCGAAAAUGGAAUGAACUUCUGAGAUUCUUUUGUAGGAAAGCCUUAUGGAAUUUCUGCUACAAGUUUACAUUUGUUACUGAUGCAACUUCAAUAACUUUUUGAGUUUCUGUAUGAAUUUAACCUGUGUCUUGGUGUCAUCAAGUAUUGCUAUCCCUGAGGAGUAUGAAUUUGACAAACUUCUGUAUGAUACCAGUGCUGUAGUGCACACGUGUACGCACGUACACCAGACAAUUGGCUCCAACCGAAGACAAUCUUACUGGGGGAAGAAUCUUUAUGGAACCUUCAGUCGAAAGUAUUACUUCUUUCUGGUUAUUAGUUGGUCAUACUAGGUGUAAAAGGUGAGCGUUGCUUAAAGUCAAAUGAAAUGUAGAGAGCAAACCCCCCCCUGGUAUUUGAUAUUAAUAUGAAUGUUUGCAAUUACCCUUUUUCAUUCUACAGAAAUCCUAAACUGUCAUACAGGUGCCUUUCCUUAGUAGAUUAACUGCUUUGAGACCAGAAACUACUUCUCCAUGAGUCGAUACUGGCCUUCUAUAUUUCUAGAAAGCAAAAUGAAAUUUUGUAUUUUACUGUUUUCAUGUUGGUGAUAACAUGAAUGUAAAAAAAAAAAAAAAAAAAAGCAUAAAGCCCUGUUGAGCCAGAUGUGAAAUUACAGACCAGACUGAGGAGAGAAAAGAAAUCAAAAAAAGCAUUCUUAAGGAAAAGGAAAAAUAAAUGUUGGACCAUUUUGAUCUGAGCCAGCAUGAAUGAGGUCUGAAAUUGACAGCUUGCAAGCGAGUCGCUGGCAAAACAGUUGUUUGGGAAUAGCAAACUGAGAAACUUCUGGUCACCAGUUAUUUGUUGUCCUCAUUGGUGAUUGGAGAUUUUUAACACUGAAGGGAUGCACUUUUAUUAAAAGUGGUUUUAUUUCAUACUACCUUGAUGUUUGGACUUUUCUACAGUAAACUUUAAAUGAUUUGAAACUCUGAAAUGUUCAUUUUGUGAGUUGUUUAAACGUGACUGGGGUCUUGAUUAACCUCGUGUUGCUUUCUGAGGGGAAAUGGGUAGGCUGACUUACUGUGAAGAGGGGUUGUUUCCAAGUAGAGGGAUACCUAAUAUUCUGAUACAAAGAUUCUAAAGCUGUUCCUUGUAUGCUGGCUUUCUGAUCUGACAUUCCAGAUGUUUCUUUUAUUGUAUUUUCAUAGACUUGUCUCUAGCCUACUGAAGCUAAAAUCUUUUUGUGGUUCAGGUCUACUCCUGCUGCAAAUAAUUAAGCAAAUUUUUCAUAUCUUUGGUCUGUGAAUCCUUGUAUCUACUGGAAGGCAAGUUUUUCUCUGCAUCUAUUUGUUAGCAGAUUUCAUUCUAUUUCACAAGGUCAAAACAAAGUAAGAACCAUAGAGCAAGUUGUGUAUUCCUGAACUGUCCCUGUAUGGGGAGCGUGUGGGUGCAUGUGUGUAGGACUGCGAAACUCCUUCCCUGAGUGUAUAUAAAAAUUCUCAUGUACUUCUUCAUGUCAUUCUUAAUUAGUAGUUGAAUUUAUUAAAAGACGGUUCCAGUUCUCCUAAGGCAUUGGUAGGCUUUUUAUCUGAACAGACUGACAGUUUUUCAAAGUGUGCAGAGACACCUUUGCUAUCAUAGUUGGCUGACUUUGACUUCCUUAGAACACACUUAGUGAUUUCAAGGCGAAUACCAUAACAAGUAACAUCUGAUUUUUACUACACAGAUUAUUAAAAAAAAAUAAAAAUAAAUAAAAAAUCUGCCUUUUUGGCAAGAUAUUAAACUAAUCUAGGAGUGGCAUGUGUGCUGAUGGACAAAGUGCUUGGAUUUCUUCAGCCCAGGCUAAAACUUGACAGUUCUUGCUGCUUUCUCCAACAUUUUGCUGCUCUUCAGAAACGAUAUGAAGAACUACCUUGUUCUGACAGUUUUAGUUUGGGGAGGGGGAAAUCAACAUGAAAUCUGUUCUAUUACCGUUAAAAAGGUUUUAGUCUAAAGAAAGUUAAAUACAUCUCUCUCCCCUCCACCAAAGGUACUACCUCAGUUGAUGGGAUUCCACCUUCUAGGGCUUUUUUGACUCAGUCUUUAACUUGUUUUUGGUAGCAUCUUGCCAUUUAUGUGAUGUAGUAUGGCAUGACGGGGCAGUAGGUGUUCACAGGCGCUGUUAGACAUCUUAUAGGGCAUGUUUUUGUUUUAAUUGAAUGAGAUGAUAUGAAUGUACAGAGGAGCUGAAAGUUGAUUAUGUAGCUUAGUUUUCAAAUACUCCAAAGUUUUUAUCAGUAUUAUGUAGGUUUUUCUGUAAACUUAAUAAAUGCAUACUUUAAGUGGGAGUGCACACUCUUUCCAGAAUCCCACGGAAAUGCAGUUUACACAAUGCAAUUUCAGAAUGUAUUCUUUUUUUUUUUCAGGCAAGACUCAGCAUUGCUACACAGAGGGGAGGAAUGAACUACUAAAUUUCGUAGCAUCUUAAUGAGCUCCUUAACCUAAAACAGUACCAAGAUUGAGUUAUUUUAAUUUAAAUAAGUAUUUUCUGAUCUAACGUAUGCAACUGUCUUCUCCCCAAAAGAAACAAACGCAUACUUACUCUAUAAUUAUUUAACUCAUAUUUCUAGUUACAUCUUCAGAGUAACAGAUUGGACUUUCCCACCCCCUACCGAAUGCAUUUUUUAAAAGUCAAAAAGCCUUUUUCGAUGCAUCGAACUCUUGUAUAUAGUUUACACAAAAUGAUCAGUUAUUCCUCAAGUAUAAAUUCUACUUGAGUUAAGAAGACCCGGAUCAAACCGAAGUCUGAACUGCUGAAUGCACUCUAGAUGUGUUUUUUUUUUUAUAUUGAGUAUGCUAAUUUGUCAUACACAGUAGGAUUUCCAUAUAGAUAAAAACAUGUGUUGCUAUUUUGCAUGUUUGGAGAGCACAAGCUUUUUUUUUUUAUUUAGGAAUGACUGAAUACAGAUGUCAGACUACAUGUUUUUGAUGGCUUUUUUCAUAUAGUUGUUUAUGUACAUUACCACUUUGGUCUAUUUCUCUGCUGCAUUUGGUGCAAUAAACUUUCUGAAAUUAA
Molecule: messenger RNA, 7535 nt
Organism: Meleagris gallopavo (turkey)
Lineage: Eukaryota; Metazoa; Chordata; Aves; Galliformes; Phasianidae
Source: RefSeq, a predicted model, not a curated record